GAGUUUGGCCCGAAGGAUCAGAUGGGACAGACAUAAAUGCCCUUGUCAGAUCCCAUAACCGAAAAGUGAUAGCAGUUGCUGAUGAUUUUUGUAAGGUCCAUCUCUUUCAGUAUCCCUGUUCCAAGCCAAAGGCUCCAAGUCACAAGUACAGUGCCCACAGUAGUCAUGUGACAAAUGUCAGCUUCACCCAUAGCGAUGGUCACUUGAUUUCAACUGGAGGGAAAGACAUGAGUAUUAUUCAAUGGAAACUUGUGGAGAAGGUAACUCUACCACAAAAUGACAUUGUCGUAGACAUCGGUGCAACCAAAGUGCCCAUCGCUGCCAGUGAAAAUGCUGUACAGUCUCCUGCACCUCUCCCACAGCCUUUUAACGAAAUGAACCAAACCGAAAGUGUAACUGGCAGCUCUCCGGCUUCUUUGGAGAGCAACUUGGAGCAAUCUGCGGAGGAGCAAAGCGAGGAGCAAAGUGAGGGGAGCAGCCUGGAUCCCGCCGAGCCAGGCUACGAGGAGCCCUCCAACGAGACGAGCGAGGAGCACAGUGAAUCCACAGUCACUGAGGAGCAGCAAGAUAACUCACCGGUGUCUUAAUGCUCCCAGCUCAGGCGGUUGUUAUUUUCCCUUGGUGUGCGUGCUUUCAUUACAGGGUGAGGGUUCAAAUAUGGAAAAGUAGCUGAGAUUCAUGACCACUCCAGCUUUUGAGUUUCAGUGAGAUUUUUAGUCUGAGCUUCAGUUCAAUGUGUGGAACCAUCCCAAGGGCCUGGCUUGAUGGUUUGUGUCAAGAUCUGGUCACAGUUAGUAGUGGACACUACCAUAGAUCCAUUUCAGUUCUGAAAUUGCUGUCGGGAAGUGGCAUGAAAUAUAUACUGGAAAAAAGGUUAGCUCUGAGAAUUAGCUGAAGUAGACCACCUUAACUAUGUGAAAGUGCUUUCUGAAAGAACUAAGCUGAUGGGAAGCGCUGAGCUGUUCCAGCUGGGGAGUACUGUGCUGCUUUUUCCAGGUGCAAAGAUGAGCAAAACAGAAAAACAACCAAAAAGCUCUUUGUAGGGCUGUUUUCCUUUGUUUUUUCUUAGUGAGAAAAAUAGAGGAAAAACAACUUCAUGAUGCCACGUGUAUGGCGAUGCCUUCUUGAUCUAACGUAUAUGCAAUUUUCUAACACUACUAAUUCCUAGUGGAACCUGGAUGUGUUCGCAGUUGGUCUGCCCUGGGUGCUGCUAGUUCUAAGGCAAAUCCUGUUGACGAACGGUGUCAGCUGUUCCAUUUUCACAGACUGUUUAAUAACAGACUAACCAAAUACUGGCGUGCUUCACUUUUCAUGACCUGAAAGUUUGAUUUCAACUGUAGGAUGUAAUUGUCUCUUCAAAGAAUUGCUUGCCUAGAGAGUUUGAAACUUCAGAGAGUCUUUACGGUGACUUUGAUGUGAACAGCGGAGGAAGCAUGGCAAGAACACAGAAGUCAGAUGGGCUCCAGAGUUAAACUUUAAGCCUUCAAGCAGAACUUGCUCCAUCCUUAGUAGGAGAAAUAUAAAUACAGUUACCUUAAAUUAUUAAAUUGGUGCUUAGGAUUAGUGUAUUAAGUUGCUAAUUUUAUCUUUUGAAUUUUUAGAGGUAACUCUAAGAAUUAUUAAACUGCAAUC
Molecule: messenger RNA, 1632 nt
Organism: Balearica regulorum gibbericeps (East African grey crowned-crane)
Lineage: Eukaryota; Metazoa; Chordata; Aves; Gruiformes; Gruidae
Source: RefSeq, a predicted model, not a curated record